AUGGGGCUUGCCAGCAGCAUUCCACCACAACUAGGAGACCUCUCCUUCCUUGUCUCACUCGACCUCAGACGCAACAAUUUCAGCGGCACUUUGCCUAUUGCGUCGCCUGAAAUUUAUUUCUGCGAGAGUGUUCUACCACAGGAACUUGGCAAACUUCAAAACCUGGUUGAGAUCAAUGUUGGAUGGAAUGAGAUUACGGGGGAAUUGCCCCUCAAUAUCUUCAAUAUCUCUUCUUCGCUAGUUCUAGACCUCUGGAGAAAUGAACUCCAUGGAAACCUCUCAGGAGAUGUCGGGAAUCUUACAAUGCUAACGGACUUGGUUCUCUCUGAAAACAGUUUCACAGGUGUUAUACCGAGAGAAAUUGGCCAACGUCUUUACCCAUUGGAGCUAGUUAUAUUAGGGCCCAAUAUGUUCACUGGUUCAAUUCUACCUGAGGUAUUUAAUAUCUCAACGCUUAUUCUUCUUUCAUUUUCAGUGAAUGGUUUGUCAGGCAACAAUCUAACAAUUGAAUCAUCAUCUGAAUUGAAUCAUCAUCUUCAGAAAAUAAAGGGUAGAAUUUCUGUUGAAACAGGCAAUUUGACAAACUUGAUAACACUUUCUUUAGACAACAAUGACCUGACAGGCAAUAUUCCACUUACUUUGAAGCAUUUGUUCAAGCUACAAGGAUUAUAUCUUGGAAACAGCUACAUUAAAGGUUCCAUUCCACAUGGCCUAUGUGAUUUGCACAGCUUGUCUGAAUUACUUGAAGGUCCAAUCCCAGUGUCCAUUGGGAGCAUGAUCGAUUUGGAAACUUUGGACUUCUCCCGCAAUAACCUCUCUGGUUCAGUGCCAAAAUCUUUGUAG
Molecule: messenger RNA, 843 nt
Organism: Salvia miltiorrhiza (redroot sage)
Lineage: Eukaryota; Viridiplantae; Streptophyta; Magnoliopsida; Lamiales; Lamiaceae
Product: probable leucine-rich repeat receptor-like protein kinase At1g35710
Exons: 6
Coding region: 1-843 (280 amino acids)
Molecular function (GO): protein binding
Source: RefSeq, a predicted model, not a curated record